UGGGAUAAAAAUACUAUUGGUGUUUUUACUUUCCUGUUCAUUUUAAUGUAAUUACUUCCACAGUGUCAGCGUAGCGGCUGAUUUGUACAAAGUUUAAAUAGAGUUCACAAAGAUAAGAAAUGGCUCAAAAUAGUGUCUAGGUUUUAAUUGAGUUGUUUUUUAAUGGGUUCUUUCAGUUUUAUCUUUCUUGAUGUUAUCGUCUUACUUUGCCCUUCUUUAUUAAAGUCUUCUUUGUCGAACGCUACAAGAUAAGAAAAACAAAUCAUUUUUGGUAUCCGGUAAUCAGUAGACUUUCAAGUUUAUAAUACAGUAUCAUUAUAUAGAGUUUGUUUUUUGAUUAAAGCAACAUAGAAAAAACUGUUUUUGAACUUUAUUUGAAUUAUAAAUGUAAAUUCCUAGUGUAUUUGUGUUGUGUUUCGACACAUCCAGGUCAGAUUUAGUAUUAUCAUUUAUCAUUGUUUGUUUUUCUUGACCUUCUAUUGUGAGGCAGUGUGACAGCCGAUACAGCUUGCGCUUUAUAGAGGAACGCUUUAUAAAGUGUGGUCGAGUGGAUAAGAAAGAAAAAAACCUAGUUACAUUUUUUAUAUUUCUUUUAAGUUACUAACUAUCCAGUGGAAUUUUUUCAAAUUUAAGCUCAUAAAAAAAUCUGAAACAGACCAAAAUAAGAAAGUCAGUUUUUAUGGAAAUUAAAUCAUUGUUGAACUUAUGAUUGCUUUCAUCAGGAAAUUAAAGUGUGUUUUUGUAUGAGAAUAAUGUUUGUGUUGAGUGGAAGGUUAGCCAGUGUUUCUUUCCCUCCCCAGAGUCCAGGUACAUGACUGUAUCUUUGCUGUGUGGUCGUCAGAUGUUGGUGAACAGUCAAUGUCGUGCCGUGAAACACUGCAGGACACUCGUUCUUAAUUAAGAUAAAGGCGUUCCAUGUAAAUUGAGUCUUCCUACAUUCUGGCAUUCAUUACUAAUUGAGCUAACACCAUAAACAAUCAAAUCCCCUUUUAAAUACCUCUUUCACUUUGAGCCAUUACUCAUGUGAGAGCAUUGUAUGUUGAGUGUGUGUGAAUUUGAACUGUACUUAAUGUGUAGUUUGUUGGCAAAUUUUUAUCCAUACACAGCCGUCUUCCUCCUUUUUCAAGGCAGAAAAAGUUUUUUAUACAUUGGUCAGCUUUUAAGAUCCGGGGCUUUUUGUUUCCAUAACUUGAUCUUUUAGACCAGUGGGAAGAAAACCAAAAUACACAUUUUCCAAAAGUUAGAUAAUGCUGCAUUUGCAUAUAACAUUUUUGAAAACUUUUAAUACAAAAAAUUGUUGCCAUAAUGUAAGUAAACAACUUUCAUUAUGAUAUCUAUUUGUUCACGGUUUUUACCAUAUUCAUCUGCAGUGUCUCCCUUAGAGUUUUUUUGUUUUUUUUGCGAAGCAGCUGUAGAAUAAUUUGUAUGAACAUGUUUUAAACCCACUUAAUACUUUGCUUUGGCUCAUUUACGUCAUGUACAAAACAGUCAAAAACUACAUAUUCACUUAUGUUUUAAUUACAUUUCUGAUAUAAAGUAAUUUGAAUUUAGCAUGUAUUUAAGAAAUAAAUGAGUUAAAUAUGUUGCAUUCAUCUUACACCAUUUAUUUGAAAGUCUGUCAUCUAAAACACCUGAAAUAGAAAUUGCAGGCAAAAUACCAACUAAAUCUGAUUGUACUCAAACACAUUGAAUAUAAGGUAGUAUACUAGUUUUCAAACCAUAAGUUGCAAUAAUAUUUUUAACCUCUCACACCCAAAAUAACUAAGAUAAAUCUCUCCAAAUUUCACUGAUGUUGAAUCUGUUGCUUAAUUAUUUUAUUGCCGUUGGUAACAACUAAAAACUAGACAACUUCUUUACCGGUAUCACAUGUUAGCAUCUUUACUUUAGUUUUCUGCCAUACAAGGUUUUCUCUCUUGAUUCCUGCCUACAAAAGCGCUGCUGUGUAUAUUCUCUAAUUUCCCCCAUUAUACGGCUCAGAUCAGAUAAGCAUCCAAAUAGGUUAUGCAACUGAGAGACAGCGUGAAAUGAGAAACAUGAGAAAAGCUUAGACAAUCAGCGUGUCCCAGUACAAUCCCGUCAGUUUUUGCCAUACCUUUUUAUGACAUUCAAAUAUUUUUCACAUCUUGCUUUACACACAAACAUUGAGAUUUAUUUUUAAUAUUCUACAUCAUGGGUUCACUCAAAAAUAAUUUUAAGCUGAAUACGUUUUUUCCUAUGACUUAUCUGUGGAUUUUCUCCCUGUGUGUUGCAGUUUGCUCCAUCACUGAGUGUCUCAGAGGACGAGCAGUUUGUGGAGAAGAUCCAAGAUUCUUGUAACUUUUCUUCUGGCCACAUCCUGUUCAAACACAUUGCUCCUCACUUAUACCCUCCUCUGUCUUCUCUUAUUCCUUCUUGCUCAACAGACUCUUACACAUCUCAGUCCGCACACCACCCCCUGUUCUGGCCCCAACUCUCUCUCGCUUUUUUGUCAAGCUCCCCUCUCCCAUUCCCCAUCUCCUUUACCUGUCCAAGAAAAUCAAUUUGUUUUUUCUUGUCACAACACCGCCACUGCACAAGUACGUCGCUCUCCUAACCCCUCUGUCCCCCUAAUGGGCGCCAUAUCAGCCAGCAGCGCCACAUUGCCUUCAACGCCACUGAGAACCUCUCUCCACCCCUAACCGCCUCACCAACACCAACAUCAACACGACCCAAUGGAGACAAAAGAUAUGAUGCUGACGAGCAUGUUGACAACGGACAAAGGGGAGAAUGAGGGAGAGAAGGAGAAAGGGAGAGAGGAUGUGGGGGGAGAAGAGGAGGGGACACAGCAGGAAAAUGGUAAACUGAUGCUGGCUGAUGGUCUCUCAGAGAGAGGACCCAAGAGCCUGAACUCUGGCUCUGGACAGCAGGUGUCCAAUGGCUUUACCACAUCCACCCCUCAGAGCCCCAGAGAGGGAGCGGGGAGUGCAGCUUACUCUGGAGGGACAGCCUCCGGGCCUGGUGGAGGCACCGGGUCGUCAGCACCGCUGGGAGGCCUCAGGACUCUGGUAGUCCAACAAACCAGCUUAGAGAGGCCCAGAGAAACCUGGAGCAAGAAGAUGGACUUCUUGCUCUCUGUGAUUGGCUACGCUGUAGACCUGGGAAAUGUCUGGCGCUUCCCCUACAUCUGCUACCAAAAUGGAGGAGGUGCCUUUUUGCUGCCCUACCUGUUGAUGGCGGUGUUCGGAGGUGUCCCUCUCUUCUACAUGGAACUGGCUCUUGGCCAGUUCCACCGCAGCGGCUGCAUCUCCAUCUGGAAAUACAUCUGCCCCAUCUUCAAAGGGAUUGGCUUUGCCAUCUGCAUCAUUGCCCUCUACAUAGCCUUCUACUACAACACCAUCAUGGCCUGGGCCUUGUACUAUCUACUAUCGUCUUUUCGGACCACCCUGCCCUGGACCACCUGCAGCAAUAGCUGGAACACAAUCAACUGCAACCGUUACAUGUCUACCGACAGCAAUGUGACGUGGUCCAACUCCUCCACCUCCCCCGCCGAGGAGUUCUAUACUCGCCAGGUGUUGCAGGUCCACCGCUCCCCAGGACUGCACCAGCUGGGCUCUGUCAGCUGGCAGCUGGCCCUCUGCCUGCUCUUCAUCUUCACCAUCGUCUACUUCAGCAUCUGGAAAGGAGUCAAGACGUCUGGAAAGGUAGUUUGGGUGACUGCUACCUUUCCCUACCUGGUCCUCCUGGUGUUGCUCGUCCGUGGGGCCACUCUGCCAGGGGCCUGGAGGGGCGUGGUCUUCUAUCUUAAACCUGAUUGGGAGAAACUGCUUAGCACUACAGUGUGGAUUGAUGCAGCAGCUCAGAUCUUCUUCUCACUGGGUCCAGGGUUUGGUGUGCUCCUCGCCUUUGCCAGCUAUAACCCGUUUCACAACAACUGCUACAAGGACGCUUUGGUCACCAGCUCUGUCAACUGUCUGACUAGCUUUCUCUCUGGCUUUGUCAUCUUUACCGUGCUGGGCUACAUGGCUGAGAUGAGGCAGCAGGAUGUAUCUGCUGUAGCCAAGGAUGCUGGUCCCAGUCUGCUGUUCAUCAUUUACGCAGAAGCCAUAGCAAACAUGCCUGCUGCUACUUUCUUUGCCAUCAUCUUCUUCCUCAUGAUCAUUAUGUUGGGUCUGGACAGCACGUUUGCAGGGUUGGAGGGGGUCAUCACAGCUAUGCUCGAUGAGUUCCCUCAUCUCCUGGCAAAGAGACGAGAGUGGUUUGUCUUUGGCCUGGUGUGUGUCUGUUACCUCGGGGCUCUCUCCACACUCACAUAUGGAGGAGCGUUUGUGGUGAAGCUGUUUGAGGAGUACGCUACAGGGCCUGCAGUCAUCACUGUGGUCCUGCUUGAAGUCAUCGCUGUUUCCUGGUUCUAUGGUACCAACCGUUUUUGUAACGACAUCCAGCUCAUGCUUGGUUUCUACCCGGGUUGUUUCUGGAGGAUCUGCUGGGUGGCCAUCUGCCCCUGCUUUCUUCUGUUCAUCAUCUUCAGUUUCCUGGCCUUCCCUCCAGAGGUCAGGUUGUUCCACUACCACUACCCGCAAUGGACCACUGUCCUGGGCUACUGCAUCGGGGUGUCUUCAUUCAUCUGUGUGCCUACUUAUAUGGUCUACCACUUGCUCAAUGCCAAGGGAACAUUCAAACAGCGUCUGUUAAAGAGUAUCACUCCAGAGCCCAGCAGUGAGCAACACAGAGACUUCAUUGUUACCAAUGCAGUCUGACCAAACCCUGACCAAGAGAAGGUGCCUCUCUAACCAUAUAGAGCGCCCUCUUCUGGACAAACUGCAAAACUACAGGACAAGGGGGCUACCUUUCACCGUUUUUGCCUCUUUUUCAUACAUCUCCUUCACUUGUUUUUAGCUUUAUCACACCAACAUCUACAAGUAAUGGUGCCGUUAGCCGGAGCCAGGCUGCAGUAGUUUAUUUAGCUUUUUUGUUUGUUUUUUUAUGCCAGUUAAACUGAAGGAGUUUUCUUGUAGGUGUCAUCUAAGUUAUUUAGUGACCGACCUUUCUUCAGGUUAUAUAGACAAACAAAUAUAUUUUAUACAACUAUAAAAAGUAUGAAACUGUCUCUGUUCAUGCAGACAAUAUACUGGAGAAGCUACACAGAAGGCCAGAUCGUUACAUUUCAGUCUCCCAUUUUCACAUUAUGCUGUUAAGUUAUGCAUUCCAAUAUGUAGCAAAAUUCAGGUAUCUGUUACUGAAGCCAAAUAUAUGAUAUCUGUUCUGUUCAUGUUUCUAAAGAUGUUUCAAUAUUGUAGCUGUCGUUCUGUUGUGUUGACUGUCAGCCUGUGUUCAUUUGGUGGCAUCUCGGACGAGCGACGGAUUUUGCGAUGAGUUCCCUACACUGUGAAGCACUGCCUAGUAGUGACAUGAGUGUGUGUGUGUGUGUGUGUGUGUGUGUGUGUGUGUGUCAGUGUGUCAGAAAAAGACUGUUAUAAUGUCAAGUGGAAAUAAUGGAUCACAGACAGAACCAUCAAAGUGUAUUCAUUCUAUAACUGCAAUAUAAACUGUGUAUUUAUUUUAUAAUGUACCAUUGCUGUCAUUUUGACGUCCCACACUUCAGUAUGACGAACAUUACAUGUGACAUUUCAUGACAUCGUGCUGUUUAAUCACAGUGACAUCCAGCACUCUGUUGUCAUACUGCAUAACUGUCAGUAAUAGAAACCAAAUAUGGAUCAGAGCUAAUAACAUUAUCAAUGACAUCGUCUGAAAAUCAGCGUUACUGCUCUUUACUUUCUACCAAAAAAAAGUGUGUGUGUGUAUGCACAUGUGGCUGUGUGUGUGUUUCAGAGUGUAUGUAGGAGCAGGAGUUAAAAUAUGGCGAGUACUGUACAUCUACCUGUGUAUUUACUAGUCAGUCUGGUAUUGGUGUAAUCUAUCCUGUGAAUACCUGUUUCCUCUCUCCAUGGAUGUGUAUGUGAGUGUGUGUGUGUGUGAGUGUGUGUGUGUGUGUGUGCAUUCAGUUCUCGUGUGUGCUCGAGUGUUGUGCGUGUGCACCUUGAUUAGUGUGACGGUGCACGCAGGGUGGUUGUGCAAAAAGGAUUAGAGGUGUUCAGCUCCUUUUGUGUGUGCAUGCCGUGAAGUGUGUGUGUACAUCGUACUUCAAAUGUGUGUGUGUGUGUGUCUGUAAUGUGAUCUCCUGUUGUCUUGUUAACUGCCAAAAUAUCUUAUGAAGGAAAGUAAACUCCCUCUUGCCUCUCUCUCUCUCUAGUACCUCUCAAGCUUAUGUAAGAUCUAUGUAUGUCAAUAAAAGACUGUAUUGAGAAAUACACCUGUAUAGAAUAAAGAUAUAUAAAUAUAUGGGAAAUAACAGACAAUAAAGAUAUAUGGAAAU
Centropristis striata (black sea bass) is the source of this 6331-nucleotide messenger RNA. RefSeq names its product solute carrier family 6 member 4a (gene slc6a4a). The transcript has 13 exons. NCBI's taxonomy places the organism in Eukaryota, Metazoa, Chordata, Actinopteri, Perciformes, Serranidae. Gene Ontology annotation, biological process: serotonin uptake; sodium ion transmembrane transport. Bases 2691 to 4715 code for a protein of 674 amino acids. The record is from RefSeq and is a predicted model, not a curated record. Gene Ontology annotation, molecular function: serotonin binding; serotonin:sodium:chloride symporter activity. Gene Ontology annotation, cellular component: neuron projection; membrane.